Messenger RNA from Arachis duranensis, 1326 nucleotides. RefSeq lists its product as uncharacterized. The transcript has 13 exons. The record is from RefSeq and is a predicted model, not a curated record. Lineage: Eukaryota; Viridiplantae; Streptophyta; Magnoliopsida; Fabales; Fabaceae. Bases 46 to 1326 code for a protein of 426 amino acids.
UCGGAGGAUUCGGGAAUUAAACACCCCGGCAAAAAGGGGAAAAAAAUGGACUCAAGAAAAAGAAAGCAGAAGGAAGAGGAGUCAGAUUCUGAUUCAGAAUCUGAAUCUGAAUCAAGUGACGAGAGCGAAGAAUCAUCUCCUGCGGAGAAGGAGAAGGAAAAGAAAGAAACAAAAACAACUCCAAAAGAAACACCACAAAAAAAGAAAAAAGUAGUUGUGGAGGAUUCACCUCCUGAAGAAGAUCAAUACUUUGACGGUGAGACAUAUGAAAUAUCGAGUGACGAACUCGAUGAAUGGCUAGGGGAAAACGUUCGUAAAUCUGCUGCAGAGGGGGACAACCAGGCUGACCUGCGAUCGACAGAAGGUCGCUAUGUGUCCUCUGAAACACUACCGGCUGUCAACUUGGGAAGUGAUGAUACUUCCUCUCAGAGACGCACAGAACAGAGCAGUGUAAACCAGCCAUCUCAGAGCAUGUUGACUCUGGAUGAUUCGAAUGUGAUGGUUGUUAGGGAACAAACGCCGUCGGAAGCGCUUGCAAUAGUCCCGAUCCAAUUUUUUGUGCCGCCAUCCCAGCAAACAACCACUGAGACAGAUUCCGAACCAACCCCUAUGCUACAGAUUGAAGGGGCUAGAGAAACCACUCCUGAAACCCCCAAACAACAUCAAGAAACAACACCCAAGCUUCCCCCAGCUCCAACAAAAAUUCAUCCAGACGCCGAGGAAGCUGCUGCCCUGUUGAUGAUGGCACGGACAGCAAGCUAUGUUCCUAAAACAGAUCUGCCGAUGCCAUCAUUCAGCCUUGGAUUGACAGAUUCAAGCCAGGAGGGGGCGUCGACGCAGGAGACAGAAAGGGAAAAAUCUCCAGAAGCUGCAACUAUGCUGGAACAAUUGGACAGUUUGGUCCAAAAGUUAGCAAGCAGUACGUCAAAGGGAAAAGACGAAAGUCCGCAAAUUCGGAGGGAGACUGGGGGACAAAGUUCUGCUAAGAUUGAAACACCGGGGGGAACAAAUCAAUUUCCGGAUGAUAUGAAAGAAAAGUGCUACAUCUGGGGGACGAGAGUGAAGGAGGAUGCAAAGGGCAAUACUAACGAGUUUGAGGAGAUAUGCACUCUGACUGGCCAAGGACAGUACAUUUUGAUGAGAACGCACCUUGCAUCCCUCGAGGCAAACAGUGAUAUAGAAAGUCAGAGCAUGGCACUUUCGGAUCACCCAAAGGGGGAAUUCAUAUCUCCGAAAACAAACAAGGAAUUCAGCGUGGAAGCCUACCCCAAUUUCAUUCCCUUCAUAGAUAGAAGAAAAUUAAGUUCGCAUCCAUAUAUAAAAUAA